CAUCGCUCUGAUACGUUUGUCACGAAACGCGUCGUUUAAUAGCGAUGUACGCCCGAUCUGUCUCCCAAUGGGACCCGAAUACCAGACGACGGCAUCUAAGUACUUCGUUGCUCCACGAGGACAGGAUUACACUUCGUUGAACACUGACACGAUCGAAAUCACUGAGGUUGAUCUGGUCACAGCUGAUCAGUGUCAAAACCGUCUAUAUGAGCUGAUACAGAUGAAAAGAACGAUUCACGAAUCUCAAAUCUGUGCGCUCCAAUCGGGUCGUUUCGAUGACUGUAGAAACUCCGGUGGACCACUGACAGCGUUAGACCGCAAUGGGCGCCACGUACAGUACCGGGUAGCUUCUUACGGGUUGAACGCUUGCAAUCUAGAUAAUGCACCCGUCGUGUACACCAGGGUGGAAAGCUUCAUCGAUUGGAUACUGAGCAGUCUCGCAAUACAGUGA
This is a messenger RNA of Anopheles merus, 451 nucleotides long. RefSeq names its product melanization protease 1-like. The coding region runs from base 68 to 451 and encodes 127 amino acids. The record is from RefSeq and is a predicted model, not a curated record. The transcript has 3 exons. NCBI's taxonomy places the organism in Eukaryota, Metazoa, Arthropoda, Insecta, Diptera, Culicidae. Gene Ontology annotation, molecular function: serine-type endopeptidase activity. Gene Ontology annotation, biological process: proteolysis.